GAGGCGGGGCGCGGCGGCAGCGCGACGGCGGGGCGCGGCACAGGACCGACCUGAGACCGCCGCCCCAGGGCUGGAGGCGCAGCGGGCGCCAGGCAAGCGCGCCGGGACCGACGAGCGGGAGAUGCCCGAGCGACCGGCCGCCGUGCGGCGCCGGCUGUGUUCGAAGACGGCGGACGGGAGCCCGGCCGAGACGAUGGCCUUGCGAGGGCCGCUCCCGGCGCCCCCGCCACCGGGCGACGCGCCGGCGCCAGCCGCGGCCGCCGCCCGCGCGGGCGAGGGGGCCCCCGUGCUGCCCCCUGGCGCCAUCGUGCCUCUCCCGCUCAUGGUCCCCGCAGGCCUGAGCGGACUUAAGGCGAAGGAGGCCAGGGAGUUCUUCGGGCAGGCAGCGGGGGGCGCCAAGCGCGUGGUCGCGGGCGGCUGAGCGCCAGGCCUCCCUGGGAGCACGCGCGCGCCCCGCCACGUGCGGUGUGGUUGGCGUCCCGGCGCGGCGUACAACUUUCAGUCAAUUCGGCGGCCUCCCUUCGUUGCCGGUUGCAGUGGCGGGCCGAGCCUGGUCCGAGCCAAUGCUUGAAUUCUGUUUCUUGCAGGUGUGGGCGCACAGGAGCCUUGGCCCGCAUGCACGGAGGUGCACAGGUGGGCGCCACGUAAUUCGGUAAUGGCCGCAGCUGGAAUUCGUUCUUUCUGUCUGGAGCGGUAAGUCGUAACAGGAUGUUAUGACAUUGCUUUGACCGCGUCUGGAUCCGCUAUUCUCGUCUUCAGGCGGCUUCUCUUGGAGUUGCCGGUGAAGCAAGGCUCGGCGAGCUCGCCUCGUCGAGCACCUCGUGGGCAAUCCACGGGGUUAGUACGAGUUCAGCGGGCGUAGUUAGUGCGCCUGCGCGGCGCUUUCCCUUCUGUGUGUGUGCGCGCCUUCCCCUCCUUAAGGCAAGCUCUCUCCGCCUCCUACGUCAUCGGUGCGCAGCUGCGGCGUGGCCGUGUCAGCACGCGAAGCGCGCCGCGCGUCUGCUUCAUUCAGGGCGAGUCCACGCACGGGGUGGUGCUCUGCGGAGCGCGGGCAUCAAAAGUUGCCCUGCAGCCAGGCGGCGGGGCGUGACCCUUUGGAGGCUGA
Messenger RNA from Prorocentrum cordatum, 1105 nucleotides. NCBI's taxonomy places the organism in Eukaryota, Dinophyceae, Prorocentrales, Prorocentraceae. The record is from the annotation of a GenBank genome assembly.